ACUAUAUUGUGUCUCUGAGCGUUUUGCUUCGACUGAGGGGGGAGGGGGAAACGGGACAACACCUACCCUUGGACUAGGAGACCCAGGCUCCUCCCACCUGCUCCGGAGGUGUCUAAUAACGUCUCUGAACAGGUUGCUUCGAAAAAUAGAUUUGCAAUGACACUGAAUUGAGAGGAAAAUGUUCCCGCUAAAAGACGCCCAGCUUGGAGCCUUCACUUUUUUUGCCUCAGCACUUCCACACGACGUGUGCGGCAGCAAUGGGCUUCCGCUCACCCCAAACUCCAUCAGGAUUCUGGGACGAUUCCAAAUCCUCAAGGCCAUCUCACAUCCCCGGCUCUGCCAAUACGUGGACAUGUUGCGUGGCAAACAUGAAAGGCUGGUGGUCGUUACAGAGCAUUAUGAGAGAGGUCUGGAAGAGCUAUUAAAGGAAGGAAAGCCAACCAGUCCUGGAAAGGUGCUCCAAAUCGCUUUUGAGGUGUUAGAAGGGCUGGAAUACAUGAACAAACACAGCAUGGUUCAUCAAGCACUUGCACCACACAAUAUUCUUCUGAAUUGUGAGGGUCAUGUUAAGUUGGCGAAGUUUGGACUGUAUCACAUGACUGGUCACAAUGCUGAUGUUGACUUCCCUAUUGGGUAUCCUUCAUAUUUGGCACCUGAGGUCAUUGCUCAGGGCCUGGUCAAGUCCACUGAUCACAAUCAGAGCGACAGGUCAUCACCUUCGGGUCCUAAGGCCGACGUGUGGUCUCUCGGUGUCAUACUCUUGGAACUUUGUGUGGGUCACAAACUGCUCCAGAAUGUGGAUAUUUCUGAACGGCUAAAAUUUAUCCUAAAUCUAGGUUGUGUGGAUGAUAUCUUGACUGUGAUAUCAGAAGAGCAUGGCUGCUUGGAGAUUACCAUGGACUUACCCAAAGAUGUUCAAACACUGUUGAAAAAAUGCCUGACCUUUCACCCAUCCGAAAGGCCAACUCCAGCUGAACUGCUACAAGACAGUGUAUUCGCUGAAGUUUCUGCUUUGUACAAGCCGUACCGCAAACCUGAUGGUCUCUUUACAUCCUCUCUGCGUUGUGCUGAUUUAAUCAUUCCUGAGGACCUGGGCACAUUCUACAAAGAUGAAGAUUAUCUUUCAGAAAGAUCUAUUGAUGAAGUCUAUUAUCUGUGGUGUUUGGCUGGAGGGGACUUGGAGAAGGAACUUACAAUCAAAGGAAUCAUUCGCUCCAAACCUCCAAUUUGUACAUUGUCAAACUUUAUAUUGGAAGACGGAGAAAGUUUUGGGCAAGUGAGGGAUAGAAGUUUCCUCUUGGAUGAUACCACACUGACACUGCCAUUAUGCCAACUCAGAAAUAGAUUAAAAGAUGUCGCCGGAGAAGCGUUUUAUCCUUUGCUGGAAGAUGAGCAGUCGACUAUAUCACCUUCCAACAGCAACCAUGACCUUACUGCAGCAGCCACCCUGCCUCUCAUUAUAAGAGAGAAAGACACUGAGUACCAGCUGCACCGAAUUAUUCUUUUUGACAGGCUGCUAAAGGCAUAUCCAUACAAAAAGAAUCAAAUUUGGAAAGAAGCAAGAGUAGACAUUCCUCCACUAGUACGCGGUUUGACCUGGGCUGCGCUACUUGGCAUAGAGGGUGAUAUCCAAGCAAAAUAUGAUGCAAUUGACAAGGAUACACCAAUACCCACUGAUCGACAGAUUGAAGUGGACAUCCCACGCUGCCAUCAGUACGAUGAGCUGCUGUCAUCACCAGAGGGUCAUAGAAAGUUCAGACGUGUGUUAAAGGCUUGGGUAGUCUCCCAUCAGGAACUAGUCUACUGGCAAGGUUUGGACUCCUUGUGUGCACCAUUCCUGUAUCUGAAUUUCAACAACGAAGCCUUGGCGUAUGCUUGCAUGUCUGCCUUUAUUCCUAAAUACCUGUAUAACUUCUUUCUGAAGGACAAUUCUCACGUCAUACAAGAGUAUUUGACAGUGUUUUCCCAGAUGAUUGCUUUUCAUGACCCAGAGCUGAGUAACCAUCUCAAUGAGAUUGGCUUCAUUCCAGAUCUUUAUGCCAUUCCAUGGUUUCUCACAAUGUUUACACAUGUGUUUCCACUACACAAGAUCUUCCACUUAUGGGACACAUUACUCUUGGGCAAUUCCUCAUUCCCAUUCUGUAUUGGGGUAGCUAUUUUGCAACAGUUGCGAGACAGACUACUGUCCAAUGGAUUCAAUGAAUGCAUUCUACUGUUUUCAGACUUACCAGAAAUUGACAUUGAACGUUGUGUGCGAGAAUCUAUCAAUCUUUUCUGCUGGACACCAAAAAGUGCUACAUAUAGACAGCACGCCCAACCACCUAAACCUAUAUCUGAUGGCAAUGGAGUGUCCCGACCAUCAUCCUACUAUUCUGCAGACUAUCAGGACUUGCCCAAGACUGAUCUCUCUCGUGAGUCCAUUCGAUUAUAUGAACUGAAGACUGAAGUAUCACCACGGAUUUCUGCAGAGGAUCUGAUUGAUCUUUGUGAAUUGUCGGGACCCACAAGCUCCAAGAUGCCCACCAAAAAGACAAAAUCGGGGAAGCCUAAACUUCUAGUGGUGGAUAUUCGCAGCAGUGAGGAAUUCACUCGUGGCCACAUCAGUGGUAGCAUAAACAUUCCGUACAGUUCUGCCUUCAGCCUGGAUGGUGAGCUGAUCCAGUGUGCCUCCACCAGCUUGCUGCAGAGUUUUAAGGGGCGCGUUGUUGUCAUUGUGGGGAACAUCGUCAGGAACGCAGCUGAUUUCACAGCUCACUUAGUGAAGCUGGGUUACCCGCGAGUCUGCAUCUUGGAUGGAGGCAUCAACAAGAUGAAGCCAACUGGGCUCCUCAUGGUCCCAUCUCCUCAGAUCUGAAUCUUUCCGCCCACAAUAGAAGGAAAAAUUCGGACCGUACUGAGACAACGACAGCACCAGCAUUAAAGCAAGAGGAACACUGGCACUCCAACUUAAAACUCCUCUCUGUGAAUCAUUAGCUGUGCAUACUCAGUAACUUGUGACGUAAUUACACAGUCAAGUUUGACACGGAUGGUAACCCAGUAGAUAAUGUGAAGGAUGGUGGUUUCUGAUGUCCAGCACUGAUUGAGCGAGGGUAUACAUCUGAGUGCCGUUCAGCUAUCAGACUCAUUGUGUAUCAAAUCUUCUGUGUUUCUACAAAAAUUAGACUCUGUCAAUGAUUGUGAACAGUGAAUUCAAUGGAAUAUUCCAACACCAUCUUUAUUUAAAGACUAUACACCAAA
Messenger RNA from Chiloscyllium plagiosum (whitespotted bambooshark), 3237 nucleotides. The record is from RefSeq and is a predicted model, not a curated record. Lineage: Eukaryota; Metazoa; Chordata; Chondrichthyes; Orectolobiformes; Hemiscylliidae.